AUGAUCUCAUUGAUUCUAAUUAUUGCGAUAUGCGGAUUUGUCAAUAUAUUAGCGAAUAGUUGUCCCGAUAGUUAUAAAUUAAUAGAUUUUGAAAUACUUGGAGGAACCAUUGAUCCUAUACCAUCUAUAUAUCAAGGUCUUACUUGGCUAGAUGCUUACUAUAUGAUAGCUUCACUGGAGCCAGGAAGCGGAUAUGAAGUUCCAUUACGUAGCGGCGGAUACAUUGCUUUCAACGCACACGGAGCUCAGAUGUCAAUCGGUGCUCCUGCAUCAUCCAGUAUUGCUGUACAUUCAUUUGUGGCGGCCGCGGCUUGGAAUGAUGAUUUAGUUCUGACAAUUACCGGUGAUCGCAAUGGAGCAACUGUUUACAGUGAACAAGUUAUUCUCAACACUACUUCAGCAACAAACGUUGUAUUAAACUGGACAAAUAUCGACAACAUUUCAUUUUCAACAUCUGGAGGUGUUCCUGCAAAUGCUAACUCAGCUGGAAAUGGUACACAUUUUGCUAUGGAUGAUCUAUGCGUAUUAAAAGAACAAAAGCGACAGCCAGAAAUUCUAUACAAAUGUGAUUAUUGGGGCGAUCCGCAAUUAAUUACAUUUCCAAAACAGGCCAAUGAAUUUGCUUCUAGUUCUUGGUGUCAAAUCAAUGGUUCAUCAGUUCUUUUCGAAAAUUCAUAUNGUAAAUGA
Messenger RNA from Adineta ricciae, 687 nucleotides. The record is from the annotation of a GenBank genome assembly. Lineage: Eukaryota; Metazoa; Rotifera; Eurotatoria; Adinetida; Adinetidae.